UACCGUUCUAAAUACCGACCUACACAAAAAUACCUGAUUAUUUUAAUACGUGUUUAAUAUUUGUUAUAGUUACUUAUUUGUAGAGUCGGUUGACAAUCAUUCUUCAAUUUUAUCCGACUAUCUACACAGUUUCAGCAUAAAAAUGGUUAAAGUAAUCGGAAACAAGGCCGAAUUUGAUGGCGUUCUGAAAGGAUCUGGGGACACAUUGAUAGUUGUCGAUUUCUUUGCAACAUGGUGUGGACCCUGUGUAAACAUUGCACCUGUAUAUCAAAAAUUGUCAGGCGAAUACAGUGAUUGUAUCUUCCUCAAAGUGGAUGUAGAUGAAGCCGAGGACGUUGCCGCAGAGUGUGGAAUAUCUGCAAUGCCUACAUUUCAUUGUUACAGAGGUGGCAAAAAGGUUGAUGAACUAGUAGGAGCAAGUGAAGAUAAGUUGAGAGAGAUGAUUGAAAAGAACAAGUGAUUCCAUAUACUAAAACUAGAACAUUGUAUCGAUUAUCAAGCAAUAUAUUUUUGGUGUUGUUUGUUUGUCCUUAUAAUUCUGUAAAUUUGACUACAUCUCGUUUGCAAAAAAAAAAUGUAUCUUAUAAUAAUGCG
Molecule: messenger RNA, 594 nt
Organism: Mytilus californianus (California mussel)
Lineage: Eukaryota; Metazoa; Mollusca; Bivalvia; Mytilida; Mytilidae
Product: thioredoxin-like
Exons: 5
Coding region: 143-460 (105 amino acids)
Molecular function (GO): protein-disulfide reductase activity
Source: RefSeq, a predicted model, not a curated record